GGGGAGAGCACGCUUUUAACGUGCAAGACCUGUUGCUUUAAUGGCUGUUUUUAUUCGUGACUGGGUGGAAAAUAACUGUGAGAAAGAGAGUGUGAAACGGACUCAGUACAUAUGGCUGUCUUUUUAUUGAUUAUUAUUAUUAUUUUUGGCCACUUUUUUCAGUUUCUGAUUUCUGUGUUUAAUAAAUUGACUCUAAGGGAGAGGUUUGUUCGUUGAUAAUAAUAGUUUGAAGGUUGGAAACGGAAGGGGAGAGAGAUUGGCGUGGCGGACUAAUUCAUGAUAACUGUUCACGGUUUCCGUUUUUGACCUUUAAUAUUAAUAAUAGUACUAUUACUACCAGUCACUAUAUAUAACACCACCCACUCUCCCACCUAGCUUCCUCCAUUGCCCUCUCGCUUUGCUUUCUUGCUGCCUUGUUUGUUUUGGAUACUCUUUUCUUCUUCCAUUUUUAUCUUAUGGAAGCCCCAGAAGAAUUCAUGGGGUCUAGCGAUCAUACGCAGAUUGUUAAGGGCAAGCGCACCAAGCGGCAACGGACUUUGUCCCCGUUUGGGGUGUUGGUCACAUCGAGCUCAUCCAGUGGUGGUGGCGGAGGGGGAGGUGGAGGUGGAGGUGGCGGUGGGGAUUAUUCUUCGAUUUCUUCUCCUACGUCCUCUGGUGAGGUUUUGGAGAGCACCGAGGAGGAGGAAGACAUGGCUAAUUGCUUAAUUCUCUUGGCGCAAGGCCUGGGUCCAAGGCAGAUUGAAGAGGGUGGUGCCGUGGAAAAGUUAAGCAGUCCAAGUUUCACGGAGAUGGCCACUACAACUGCCGGAAAGGCUGGUUUCUACGUCUAUGAGUGCAAGACAUGCAAUCGGACUUUCCCUUCUUUUCAAGCGCUGGGUGGGCAUAGAGCGAGUCACAAGAAGCCUAAGGCCGUGGUUGAAGAGAAGAAAGGGCCGGCCGCCACCGCCUCAUGGGACGAUGACUACUAUGAAGAAGGGCAAUUCAAUAAGAUUAGCCCUCCUCUCUCUCUCCAAAUAGGUAACAACAAAGCUUUACACAGUAGCAACAAGUCUAAGGUCCAUGAAUGUUCGAUAUGCGGGUCAGAAUUCUCCUCCGGUCAAGCCUUGGGAGGCCACAUGCGGCGACACAGGAGUAACACAAGCACUCGAAUCACCAUGAGUAUGGACGCAGGCAAGAUGGAUUCCCAUGAUCACCACAAGAAGGAGCCGAGGAACGUCCUACCGUUGGAUCUCAACCUUCCAGCCCCGGAGGACGAACUCCACCACCGGGACUCAAAGUUCCAGUUCACCUCCAACCAACAACACCUUGUCUUCUCGGCACCGGCCUUGGUGGACUGCCAUUACUAAGGGCAAACGAAGAAAACGAUGAUCAGAACCUGAUCAAUGUGAAUUAUUAUGAUUAUUUGAAUCCAUUAUUAUUAUUAUGAUUACUAUUAUAAUUCAUAAUUCAUAAUUAUCAAUUCUUUGAA
Vitis vinifera (wine grape) is the source of this 1468-nucleotide messenger RNA. RefSeq names its product zinc finger protein ZAT5. Lineage: Eukaryota; Viridiplantae; Streptophyta; Magnoliopsida; Vitales; Vitaceae. The record is from RefSeq and is a predicted model, not a curated record. The transcript has a single exon. Bases 456 to 1346 code for a protein of 296 amino acids.